UUUGGCCUCAUCUGCUAUUUGUCUGCCUUGUGCUUUCUUGUAAAUUGCUUUGGUGCCUGCCAAAUGAUUAAAUGUACAGUACAAAUGGGCGUUGAAGUGAAACAGUGUAAUGUUAUCCCAAUAUUGCUCACUGGUAGGCUAUUCAUUUGUAGCAGCUGAAUGUCCUAAGUCAAGACAUCUCUGGCUGACCUCCACCUGUAAAUGAUGGGCUGGGUCAUAGAAGCUGUCAAUCAUUGCCCAGUAUACUUAGACAGGAUAACCUUGCUAGCGGGAUGCAUGGUAGCAGAGCAGCUCAUAGCUCUUAGCCAGUGAUACCUGCAGGGUGUGAGAAGUUAGCCAGUGCUGAAAGUCUACAGAGAUACCUGUAGCAGCCUAAAGCUGCCUUCAUACAUACUCAAACAACAGCAAUAGGUGUUAGUCACAAGUGUACAGCUGACCAGCUGUUUUCAUCACGGACUGAGGACUGAAGGCUACCAACAUGAAACUGAAGCUUCCCAACCCUGGUCUGGAGGACAGGAUACUGUCCCAUGCAGACCUGGAGAAGCUGGAGAAGGAGGAGGCGGGAGACAGGCCCAAAUGGGACAACAAAACCCAGUAUCUGCUCACCUGCGUGGGGUUCUGUGUCGGGCUGGGAAACGUCUGGCGCUUCCCCUACCUGUGCCAAAGCCACGGAGGAGGUGCUUUCAUGAUUCCAUUCCUGAUCCUACUGGUUCUGGAGGGGGUCCCUCUUCUGUUCCUGGAGUUUGCCAUUGGCCAGAGGCUCAGGAGUGGCAGUUUGGGGGUGUGGAGGUCCAUCCAUCCUUGCCUGGCUGGUGUUGGGAUUGCGUCCAUGAUGGUUUCCUUCAUGGUGGGCAUGUACUACAACACCAUCAUUGCCUGGGUGAUGUGGUACUUCUUCAACUCUUUUCAAGAACCCUUACCUUGGAGUCAGUGUCCUCUCAAUGCAAAUAUGACAGGUGUGGUGUCAGAGUGCGCUCGCAGCUCUUCAGUCGAUUACUUCUGGUACAGGGAGACUCUGAACACAUCAGCAGAUAUUGAGGACUCUGGUGGACUGCAGUGGUGGAUAGUCCUGUCCCUCAUAUGUGCCUGGGGUGUUCUCUAUGUCUGUUGCAUAAGGGGCAUUGAGACCACAGGAAAGGCUGUGUAUGUCACCUCCACUCUGCCCUACGUGGUCCUCACUAUCUUCCUGAUUAGAGGUUUGACCCUCAAGGGUUCUACCAGUGGAAUCAUUUACCUCUUUACUCCUAAGCUAGAAGAGUUGAUGGACCCUCAAACCUGGUUGGACGCUGGUGCCCAAGUCUUCUACUCCUUCUCACUGGCCUUUGGCGGUCUCAUCUCCUUCUCCAGCUACAACCCUGUCCACAACAACUGUGAACUGGAUGCUGUCAUUAUUUCUUUGGUCAACGGCUUUACUUCUGUGUACGCUGCCAUCGUCGUCUACUCCAUCAUAGGCUUCAGGGCCACAGAGAGCUUUGAUGCAUGUCUCAACGGUAACAUCUUGGCUUUGCUAAAUGCCUUUGAACUUCCGGAGGGAAGCAUUAAUGAGAGCAACUACGAGGAGACUCUUAACCGUCUCAAUGGUACCUCAUCAAGUGUCAUUCAGGGGUUGGACCUGGAAACCUGUGAUAUACAGACAUUUCUCAGUCAGGGUGUGGAGGGAACUGGCCUGGCCUUCAUAGUCUUCACAGAGGCCAUCACCAAGAUGCCUGUCUCUCCUCUCUGGUCCAUUCUCUUCUUCAUCAUGCUCUUCUGCUUGGGACUAUCCACCAUGUUUGGUUCCAUCGAAGGGGUUGUGGUGCCCCUGCAGGAUCUCGAAAUCUUCCCAAAGCGGUGGCCCAAGGAAGCUCUCACUGGUGUGGUUUGCCUUGUCUCCUUUGGAAUUGCGCUCAUCUUUGCCCAGGGCUCUGGUAAUUACUGGCUAGCUCUGUUUGAUGGAUUUGCGGGCUCCGUCCCCCUCCUGAUCAUUGCAUUCUGUGAGAUGAUGGCCAUCAGUUACGUCUAUGGGAUCGACAGGUUCAACGAAGACGUCGAGUUCAUGAUCGGCCACAAGCCCAACUUCUUCUGGCAGGCCAUGUGGAGAGUGAUCAGUCCUCUGGUGGUGUUCGUCAUCUUUGUGUUUUACCUCGUCACAACUGCCAGCAAGGAACUCACGUACAUCAUCUGGGAUCCUGAAUCGGAGGGCUUUCCAAAUCUGGAAAAACACUUCUAUCCUCAGUGGAUGUACGUCAUCAUAUUUAUCCUGUCCGGCGUUCCAGCCUUGGCAAUCCCGUGCGUGGCCGUGUACAAGGUCAUCCGGAUAUACUGCUGCAAGACGGAAGACAACGCCUAUGACAAGAAGAGUAUCAGCACAGUCUCCGGGCAUGUACAGAUGUCGGAGAUAAGGACCUGAAAGCUAUAAAUGCCACCCGAGGGACACUUGGUGUUCUUGUCACAAGGAACUACCCAGAGCAGAGACUAUCAAUAAUUAAUUUCUUACCACGCAUGAGGAGGUGCAUGUGGUCCUGUCACAAGAGUGACUUGGCACCAUAAAAAGAUGACUCAGAUUUUUGUGAAUGAUGGCUAUUGCGUAGAGACAUUGACCGAGGAAUGCUGUAUUAAAGGUACAAUAUGUUGUUUUUUUGUUGUCAAGAACAAAGAUGGUGUUCACCCUGUAAUAAAUCUGAAUGAAAAGUGAGAAGGUCAUAUUCAGGUAUGCACAAAAUGCACAGAACAAUUGGUGAAUGCUAUAUUUACACAGUUACUUUAAGUCUGGAAACAAUUUGACAAUAAAAACUACAUAUUGCACCUUUAGGUGUCCUCACUGAGACGGAAAGAAUGAAAUCAUGUCAAUGUGUACAGUGGUAGUGCUAUGAGUAAUAUAGUUCAAUUCAAUUUUAUUUAUACAGCGCCAAAACAAUAAAAUUGCCUCAAGGCGCUUGGUCUAGUUGAUCAGUCUGAAGCAUGAGUGGUGUGUGUGGUACUUAAAUUGCAACAGGGAUUUAAUUUACUGUAUUUAUUUGCUACAAGGCCAAUUUAUAUAUUUUAUAGUUUCGUGAAACUGUGUUGUUGAUAUACUGGAAAAUUACAGGUUUUGAAAUAAAUAUUCUUUUAUUAA
Messenger RNA from Clupea harengus (Atlantic herring), 3094 nucleotides. Its product is annotated as sodium-dependent neutral amino acid transporter B(0)AT1-like. Gene Ontology annotation, cellular component: brush border membrane; apical plasma membrane; plasma membrane. Lineage: Eukaryota; Metazoa; Chordata; Actinopteri; Clupeiformes; Clupeidae. Gene Ontology annotation, molecular function: neutral L-amino acid transmembrane transporter activity. Gene Ontology annotation, biological process: sodium ion transmembrane transport; nitrogen compound transport; neutral amino acid transport. The record is from RefSeq and is a predicted model, not a curated record.